UAGAAGGGGGGCAAACGGGAUAUAUCUCUAGACUUCCUGCGCGCACAUUAGAGAGAUUCAAUCUACAUAGGCUGUCAAUAUACAGAGGCAUAUUUACAUACGUAUGUGCGCGUAUGUUUGGAGAGAGUAUUCAGUACCCCAUUUUGCAACGGGAGAGCAAGUGAAAUUUAUCUCGUGAAUUCUGUUCAGAAAAUGGGGUGGACAAUCCCUAUUAACUUCUUUCUUGGUUCUGAGAUUUAGGGUUUGUUCGCUGAAAAAAUCUCAAACCCAGAAUUAUAUACGUUGCGUGUUGAAAUACAUAUACGCGUGUGUAUAAAUUGUCUGUUCAAAAAAUUUAGGGUUUUAUUUUUAAUUUUUUUGCGAAGAUUGUAUAUCGGUGUUGUGUGAACGAAGAUGGAUGGAAGGAGAAUAACAGCGAGUCCGCGGCCAUGCUCUGGGCGGCGAGUGGUGGCAAAGAAGCGGCUUCGGAGCUCAGAUGGACUUGUUAAUUGCGUGAAAAAGCUGCAAAGACGUGAGAUUUCGUCAAAGCGCCACCGUGCUUUCCGUAUGAGCGAUGCUCAGGAGCGGUUCCGCAACAUCUGCUUGCAGGAGGAAUAUGAUACUCAUGAUCCCAAGGGUCACUUUCCCAUGAUGUUGCCAUUUCUCAAGAAGAGGUCGAAAAUUAUUGAGAUAGUUGCUGCUCAUGAUAUUGUCUUUGCUCUUGCUCAAUCUGGUGUUUGUGCAGCAUUCUGCCGAGUGACUAACAAGAGAAUAUGCUUUCUGAAUGUAACUCCUGAUGAAGUUAUUCGAAGCUUAUUUUACAAUAAAAAUAAUGAUUCCCUCAUCACCGUUUCUGUUUAUGCUUCAGAUCAUUUCAGUUCCUUGAAAUGCAGAACCACGGGGAUCGAAUACAUACGAAGGGGUAAACAAGAUGCCGGUUUUCCUCUCUUUGAAACAGAGUCAUUGAAGUGGCCCGGUUUUGUGGAAUUUGAUGAUGUAAAUGGGAAGGUUCUUACUUAUUCUGCACAAGACAGUAUAUACAAGGUGUUUGACUUGAAAAACUAUAUGAUGCUGUACUCCAUCUCGGAUAAAAAUGUUCAUGAGAUUAAAAUCAGUCCAGGAAUCAUGUUACUGAUAUUUAACAAAGCUAGUGGCCACGUUCCUCUAAAAAUUCUGUCCAUUGAGGAUGGGACUGUCCUUAAAUCCUUCAGCCAUCUCCUUCAUAGAAACAAGAAGGUGGAUUUCAUUGAACAAUUCAACGAGAAGCUUCUUGUCAAGCAAGAAAAUGAGAACCUACAGAUUCUUGAUGUUCGCAAUUCAGAAUUAAUAGAAGUGAGCAGAACCGAGUUCAUGACCCCAUCAGCAUUUAUAUUUUUGUACGAGAACCAGUUAUUCCUGACAUUCAGAAACCGAACCGUGGCUGUUUGGAACUUCCGAGGGGAGCUUGUGACUUCAUUUGAGGAUCACCUUUUAUGGCAUCCAGAUUGCAAUACGAACAACAUAUACAUAACAAGUGAUCAGGACCUUAUCAUUUCGUAUUGCAAAGCUGAUUCUGAUGAUCCACUGUCAGAAGGAAACGCUGGUUCGAUCAAUAUCAGCAAUAUCUUGACAGGGAAGUGCCUUGCAAAAAUAAAAGCAACCAAUGGUUCUCUCAUGGAUGAUUGCAGCAGAAGUGCGAGUUGUGGGGGCAAAAUUUGCAACUCGAGGAAGCAUGUACAAGCUUCUAGAAUAAGGAGCACUGUUACAGAUGCUUUGGAAGACAUCACUGCUCUCUUCUACGAUGAAGAUCGCAACGAGAUAUACACUGGCAAUCGGUUCGGCCUUGUCCAUGUAUGGGCUAACUGAAGUUGUUUGUUGUCUCGUUUCCAUAUGCACAAGUAAAUACCACUGAAUUUGUUCACUAGUUCCUCCUUCCAUGGCAUUUUUAUGCCUUGUAUCCAUCCCACUUGCAUGUUAUACCUUUCAAGUCUUUAUCAAAUUGGCCUAUCAGGCAGUAGCCGAGAGACUCGGAUGUUAGAGCAUUUUAUUUUGUAGACGUGGCUCUUAAGUAAACUUUAGUGAGCCGCUGGUUUUUGCAUUUGCGUUUUAAGCGGGUUGAUGUAUUUGUGAUGGAUGAAUUUGAAUUGUAACAGUUUUUCUGGUUGCAUUGUAAAUUGCUUGCCCAUGUUGCCUUCU
This is a messenger RNA of Olea europaea var. sylvestris, 2154 nucleotides long. RefSeq lists its product as uncharacterized. Lineage: Eukaryota; Viridiplantae; Streptophyta; Magnoliopsida; Lamiales; Oleaceae. Gene Ontology annotation, molecular function: protein binding. The coding region runs from base 394 to 1824 and encodes 476 amino acids. The record is from RefSeq and is a predicted model, not a curated record. The transcript has 8 exons.